This is a messenger RNA of Paramuricea clavata, 192 nucleotides long. The record is from the annotation of a GenBank genome assembly. NCBI's taxonomy places the organism in Eukaryota, Metazoa, Cnidaria, Anthozoa, Malacalcyonacea, Plexauridae.
GAAUCAGUGGAACGAAUCAUGAACGAGACUUGGAGUAGUGAUUGUCUUUCCUAUAUACCACAAUUCCAAGAAAUCCUGGCCCAAUCAACCGACAUGAAACUAAAUCUUUACACAUGCGCAUUAAAAGACCUUAAUGUGCUUGGUCAUGCCUCAUAUCCUUGGUCACAUGACGAAGACAGUGUUUAUCAUGGG